GUUCGAACCCUCCAGCUCCGGUGUAUGUGUUACAGGCGCCGGGCCUGGCCUGGGGUUUUGAGUGGGAUGGGAAGGGGGAACGCUGAGCUCAGGAGCCUGGAUCCUGGGCUGCUGGGGUCCGGAACAGGUGUUUGACGGGAUUCCGGUAGGAAGGAAGAGACCGGAGGACGGGAGCGAGACUAUGAGGGGCCCCCGUCUGUCCCUCCUCCUGGGAAACUCUGACCCUUCCCAGUAGUGCUGCAGGCCAGCGCAGCAGGGGGACGAGCCACCGAUAAGGCGGUGGGGUGGACCAUGAGCCCUCAGAGGCUGGACGACCCCCAACCGGUGGAAACGCAUGCCCUCCCACAGCGCGCGAGGGCCACACUUUGCCCUCGGUCCCUGGAGGCCUCCUGGCCACGCCCCCGUGGGCGGGGCGGGGGCGGGGCGCAUGGGCUUGUCCUGCCGGUUCCUCAGCGUUCCGCGGCGGCGGCGGCGGCGGUGGCGAAAGCGACAUGGAGAGCGGGGCCUAUGGCGCGGCCAAGGCGGGCGGCUCCUUCGACCUGUGGCGUUUCCUGACGCAGCCGCAGGUGGUGGUGCGCGCCGUGUGCAUGGUCUUCGCUUUGGUUGUGUUCUCAUGCAUCUUUGGGGAGGGCUACAGCAACACCCACUCAUCAAGUCAGAUGUACUGCGUGUUCAACCACAACGAAGAUGCCUGCCGCUACGGCAGUGCCAUCGGGGUGCUGGCCUUCCUGGCCUCAGCCUUCUUCUUGGUGAUUGACGUAUAUUUCCCCCAGAUUAGCAAUGUCACUGACCGCAAGUACCUGGUCAUCAGUGACCUGCUUUUCUCAGCUCUCUGGACCUUCCUGUGGUUUGUUGGUUUCUGCUUCCUCACCCACCAGUGGACUGCCACUAACCCAGAUGAUGUGCUCAUUGGUGCCGACUCUGCCCGGGCAGCCAUCACCUUCAGCUUCUUUUCUAUAUUCUCCUGGGGUGUGCUGCCCUCCCUAGCCUACCAGCGCUACAGAGCUGGUGUGGAUGACUUCACCCAGAACUACGUAGAUCCUACUCCGGACCCCAGCACAGCGUACGCCUCCUACCCAGGAGCGCCUGUGGACAACUAUCAGCAGCCACCCUUCACCCAGAACGCAGAGACCACUGAGGGCUACCAGCCACCCCCUGUGUACUGAGAGUGGCAGGUGGGAAGGGGACGGGGCCGCUGGGGCCUGGACUUUCCCCAUGUCCUGUUUCCAAGGCUGCCAGCUUCUCCUGCCGGUGUCUGCUGCAGUUAGAGCCCCCUCUGCUCCCCAGAGCCAUACCCCCACAACCCAGGCCUGUGCCCAGGGGCCUUCCUAGGCACCCACUCACUCAAGAGCAUUUUUUUAGAAGAGGGUUUUUGCCAGAUGGGUUUUUUAAUUGCUUUUAAUGAGCCCCAGCCCGGCCUGGAGUAGCUAGUAGUGGGAGGAACCUCCUGUGCCAUUUCUACAAGUGCCUUCGCUUCUUCCCCAGCCCAAAGGAGCAGAGCCCAGGCCACAGUGGUGGCAGCCAGUUACUGGGGUUCUCUGCCAAAGAUGGGGGGGGGGGCUCACCCAUCUUCUGUGGCUGGUGAUAGGCUCCAGCCCCCUGCCUCCUCCUCACUCAGGUUGUCCCCACACUCACAGUCCCUGCCUAGCCUGGGGCCAGGCCCCAUGUUCACUGCUGUAUGGUCUGGGGUCACCACCCUGUGCCAGUGCCUUUGGGCUGCCCUGGGUGUGGGGGCAGGGCAGCUGUCCAGCCCAGGGGGAUGGGCAGCAUUUCCUUCUUACUCCCCACCCGUGGCAGUGGGGAGGGGCUUUGCCUGACAACACCCAGCUUUAUGUAAAUAUUCUGCCUUUGCUAGUUAAAGGUGGGUAAGGGCCAAGGGCUGAGCCUUGGAGAAAAUGCCCUGGCCCCCUGGAUGGAUUCUGCCAGACAGUUGGACAGAAUAAAGAUUUUCUCAUCCAGUC
Molecule: messenger RNA, 1961 nt
Organism: Otolemur garnettii (small-eared galago)
Lineage: Eukaryota; Metazoa; Chordata; Mammalia; Primates; Galagidae
Gene: SYNGR2
Product: synaptogyrin 2
Exons: 4
Coding region: 492-1166 (224 amino acids)
Cellular component (GO): synaptic vesicle membrane; neuromuscular junction
Source: RefSeq, a predicted model, not a curated record